AUGAGUGAACGCAAAGUUCUACAGAAGUACUACCCUCCCGACUUCGAUCCUUCGGCUCUCACACGCCGUCGCGGAAACAAGGACGCUGGACCCAAGACACAAAAAGUUCGAAUCAUGGCUCCAUAUGCUAUGAGAUGUACCUCAUGUGGAACGUUCAUAUAUCGCGGCCGCAAGUUUAAUAGCACUAAGGAGAUAAGACCAGAGGAGAAGUACCUCAAUAUUCAGCUGAUUAGGCUUUCUUUUCGUUGCACAGGAUGUCCGAGUGAAAUAAUCCUGAGGACCGACCCCAAGAACAAUGACUACAUUUUACUUCGUGGGGCUGUACGAAACAACGAGCCAUGGCGCAAUCGGGAGACUGAGAACGAAGACGACGAGCAACGACUUAACCGACUGGAACGUGAGGAAGCAGAAGCUGCGGGCGAAGAAGAAAAGAACGCCAUGGAGGAACUCGAAGCCAAAAACAUGGAUGCGCAGAGAGAAAUGGCCGCCGCUGAUGCGCUAGACGAGAUCCGACACCGAAACGCACGAAUCAACCGUUCCGAGAAAGAAGGAGUCGAUUUUGCGGACACUAUAGUACGAACAGAAGAUGAGGAAAGGGAGAAGCAGGAAAAGGAAGAUGAAGAGGCUGCCAAGAAGGCUUUCGCUGCUGCACGAGCGCGAAUGGAGAUGGAGGUUAUAGUUGAGGAUGACACGCCUGUCGAGCUAGCUGAGCCAGAACCCAUAGCGCCAGCUCCAGCUCCCAGUUUUAAGAGGGUUAUCAAAAAGAAAAAGGAUCAUUCAGCAGCUUUGGGAUUGAAGAAGAAGGUAUAA
This is a messenger RNA of Fusarium pseudograminearum CS3096, 810 nucleotides long. RefSeq lists its product as uncharacterized. Bases 1 to 810 code for a protein of 269 amino acids. Lineage: Eukaryota; Fungi; Ascomycota; Sordariomycetes; Hypocreales; Nectriaceae. Gene Ontology annotation, cellular component: U2-type catalytic step 1 spliceosome. The transcript is spliced from 3 exons. Gene Ontology annotation, biological process: mRNA splicing, via spliceosome. The record is from RefSeq and is a predicted model, not a curated record.